CCUCAGCCAGCUUCGCCACUGUCCAGACACCUUCCUACCUCCAACAUGACCUGUGGCUUCAGCUCCGUGGGCUGUGGAUUCAGCCCCAGGAACUUCAGCUGCAUGUCGGCCUGCGGGCCCCGGCCUGGCCGCUGCUGCAUCACGGCCGCCCCCUACCGCGGCGUCUCCUGCUACCGCGGCCUCACCGGGGGCUUCGGCAGCCGCAGCGUCUGCGGCGGCUUCCGCGCCGGCUCCUGCGGCCGCAGCUUCGGCUACCGCUCCGGCGGCGUGUGCGGGCCCAGCCCACCCUGCAUCACCAGCGUGUCUGUCAACGAGAGCCUCCUCACGCCCCUCAACCUGGAGAUCGACCCCAAUGCACAGUGCGUGAAGCACGAGGAGAAGGAGCAGAUCAAGUACCUCAACAGCAGGUUCGCUGCCUUCAUCGACAAGGUGCGCUUCCUGGAGCAGCAGAACAAGCUGCUGGAGACCAAGUGGCAGUUCUACCAGAACCGCAAGUGCUGCGAGAGCAACCUGGAGCCCCUGUUCGAGGGCUACAUCGAGACGCUGAGGAGGGAGGCCGAGUGCGUGGAGGCCGACAGCGGGAGGCUGGCCUCGGAGCUCAACCACGUGCAGGAAGUGAUGGAGGGCUACAAGAAGAAGUAUGAAGAAGAAGUCGCACUUCGGGCCACAGCAGAGAACGAGUUUGUGGCUCUAAAGAAGGAGGUGGACUGCGCCUACCUCCGAAAGUCAGACCUGGAGGCCAAUGUCGAGGCCCUGACCGAGGAGAUCGACUUCCUGCGGCGCCUGUAUGAGGAGGAGAUCCGAGUUCUCCACGCCCACAUCUCAGACACCUCGGUCAUCGUCAAGAUGGACAACAGCCGGGACCUGAACAUGGACUGCAUUGUGGCCGAGAUCAAGACUCAGUACGAUGACAUUGCCAGCCGAAGCCGGGCUGAGGCUGAGUCCUGGUACCGCAGCAAGUGUGAGGAGAUGAAGGCCACGGUGAUCCGGCACCGGGAGACCCUGCGCCGCACCAAGGAGGAAAUCAACGAGCUCAACCGCAUGAUCCAGAGGCUGACAGCCGAGGUUGAGAAUGCCAAGUGCCAGAACUCUAAGCUGGAGGCCACAGUGACCCAGUCGGAGCAGCAGGGCGAGGCGGCUCUGAGUGAUGCCCGCUGCAAGCUGGCUGAGCUGGAGGCCACCCUGCAGAAGGCCAAGCAGGACAUGGCUUGCCUGGUCAAGGAGUACCAGGAGGUGAUGAACUCCAAGCUGGGCCUGGACAUCGAGAUCGCCACCUACAGGCGGCUGCUGGAGGGUGAAGAACAGAGGUUGUGUGAGGGCACUGGUGCUGAAAAUGUCUGUGUCAGCAGCUCCCGGGGCGGGGUGGUCUGCGGGGACCUCUGCGUGUCCGGCUCGCGGCCGGUGACCGGCAGCGUGUGCAGCGCCCCCUGCAGCGGGAACGUGGCGGUGAGCACGGGCAUGUGCGCGCCCUGCGGCCAGAGGUGCAGCGGCAGCUCCUUGGUGCGGUUCGCGUAG
Neomonachus schauinslandi (Hawaiian monk seal) is the source of this 1515-nucleotide messenger RNA. Its product is annotated as keratin, type II cuticular Hb3. Gene Ontology annotation, cellular component: keratin filament. The coding region runs from base 46 to 1515 and encodes 489 amino acids. The transcript has 9 exons. The record is from RefSeq and is a predicted model, not a curated record. Lineage: Eukaryota; Metazoa; Chordata; Mammalia; Carnivora; Phocidae. Gene Ontology annotation, molecular function: structural constituent of skin epidermis. Gene Ontology annotation, biological process: intermediate filament organization; keratinization.